This is a messenger RNA of Lycium barbarum (goji berry), 1073 nucleotides long. RefSeq lists its product as uncharacterized. The coding region runs from base 244 to 969 and encodes 241 amino acids. Lineage: Eukaryota; Viridiplantae; Streptophyta; Magnoliopsida; Solanales; Solanaceae. The transcript has a single exon. The record is from RefSeq and is a predicted model, not a curated record.
AUCAACAUACAAAACCUGCAAUGUCCCCUCUUGCCAGCCACGUAUUUUAUCCAACACCAACUGCCACGUGUACUCCUCUCGUCCCCCCAUAAUCAUGAUAGCUACUGAAAUUUUAACUUCAAGCGGUUGUUCACUUUCUCAACUAGGAGUCCCAUCUAGUUCCUUAUUAUCAUCAAAAAGAUCACCAUAUAUCAACAAAUUUAACUUCAUAAAAGAAGCAACCAAGAACAAGAUUUUGAAGAAAUGUCAGGUGGGGUUGGUCCAUGUAGUGACAUUAGUUUACCCACAGAUGAACACUUUGAACAGGACAAGAACCAGACCAAAAAUUCCCAGAAAAAACCUCAACAAAACGGAAAAUUCGUCACUUUCCGACAGCUCAACGUCCUCGCAAUUAUAAUAAUCUUCUCUUCUAGUGGCAUGGUGAGUCUUGAGGACUUUGCCUUUGUCCUAUUCUCUCUAAUUUACAUCUACUUCAUUUCCAAAAUUGCCUUUCCCCCAAUUAAUUCACCUGAGCCUCCUGUUUUCGGCGAAAACAACAAAAUUCUAAAUCUUUACGUCUCAAUUGGAGCACUCAUAGGAUUAUUCCUCCCCAUAGCUUAUAUUUUCCAUGGAAUUUACGAGGGUGACAAAGAAGGUAUUAAAGCAGCAGCCCCACAUGUUUUCUUGCUAGCGAGUCAAGUUUUUAUGGAAGGAGUGACGUUUACCGAUAGAUUUUCGCUACCCAUAAGAGUAUUUGUUCCAGUUUUUUACAAUUCAAGGAGGAUUUUUACAAUUAUGGAGUGGUUGAGGAUUGAAAUAUCGAAAGUGGAUCAAGAAUAUGGAGGGAAUAUGAGGAGGGUGUAUAUUGGUAGAGGUUUAGCUGUUGCGAAUAUGGUGUUUUGGUGUUUUAAUUUGUUUGGUUUCUUGUUGCCUGUCUAUCUUCCUAAGGCCUUUAAGAUAUACUACUCUAACCGCAAGUUAAAAGAUUGAUUAAAGUGUAUAAUUUAGGUUUUUGUUUUCAUCUUGCAAAGGAUUCAAGUAGUUUUAGUAUGUAUGUAUAUGGUGACAUAUAAAUGGAUUUGCAUAUCUUUGUA